AUGACCACCGCACAUCCAAAGCCUUGCCCCGAUGAUACCGUUCCGCCUCCACAAGUCGGUCAGAUCUGGCGCAUCGAAGAAUCCGUCUUCUCUCCUGUUGCCGCCUUUCUUGGAGCCAACAUGCCGAACCUCAUGUCGGCCUCCGUCACCUCAUUCGGCGACGACCGUAGUUCAAAGAUGCGCCCAUGCUUGGUCUUUGAAAAGCAAGGCCAGUCCUUCGAGGUCUAUCUCUUCGCGACGUUCGAGGGCGGCAAGACCAACCGGAUCCCUGCGGCCUUGAAGUACUUUCUGGCCGAAGUUGACCCACUCCUCCGGCCAUCCUCGGACUCCGCGCUAUCUCUUCCUUGCUUUCACUCCUCGCCAAGGUGGACCUAUCAUCCCCAGUACAUCGUCGCUCUCCCACACAAGACGUCGCCCCAGGCCGCGGACGGCUACGGCAAGGGACGCGUUCUAAACCACUUGGACCGCCCGUGGACGGCGAACUCUAUUCGCUGUAAACAUCUACUCAAGGAGUGCUGCGAUCUCUGUCUCACCUUUGAAUUUGUUGAAUCACAAAGGACGGCAUUGAAUGAGUUCUCGAUGCGCAAGAAGAGGCUAUUCUCUCAGAAGACUGAGAGGGAGCAGGCGACUAUGUCUAAGCAGUUCAGGAACUGUCUCAACGGGAAGAUUCGGGCGAGGGCUCGAGACAACGCGGACGGAUCGCUACGCUCCAUCGGUAGCGCUAUGUCUGAGGUCAGCAACGUGAGCCAGACCAGUUCUCGCAAAGACGAUAGAUCCGCACUCACGCCUCGUUCCACGGUAUUUGAUCAACGGAGCAUGGCUCCCAGAUAUCCCCCUUCGAUGCACUCGCACGCGAGCCGACCAUCGCCGCUCAACCCGCACCGCAACCAUCGUUCCGGCUCGCCUACGAACUCUUCCAGCAGCGAGAGCGAGCCAGAGCUACAGACCCCGGCUCUACCUUCCGCAGAGUUGCCAUCUCCUCUCGUCAAGGGUAUCGCCAUGCUCUCCAUCGACGCCGAUGCAGCAUCAUCGUACUCGAACGGUGCGCACGACUUGCGCUCUCCGGCGUCAGACGUCGUCACGCCCAAGUACUCGACAUUCCGAGGCAUCAAGACGGCUGGCACGCCUCGCACGCCGACUGCCAGCCUCCGGGGCGCCACACGUCCUGUGGCCCGCUUCUACGAAAACGCUAUCCAUACGAUCUCGGGCAAGCGCAAGGGAGACAAGGCGUCGCAAGAGGACGAAUGGCCGACGUUGCCGACCUCUCCGGUAUCUCCUGUGACUCCGACCAAGCAUCGUCGUCACGACAGCAAAGCAAGCACGUCCAGAGGCGUUUGA
This is a messenger RNA of Peniophora sp. CBMAI 1063, 1338 nucleotides long. The record is from the annotation of a GenBank genome assembly. Lineage: Eukaryota; Fungi; Basidiomycota; Agaricomycetes; Russulales; Peniophoraceae.